AGCGGAUCAUGACACAUUGUACAGUUUAUCUGUUGUUCUCUGUUAUUGUUAUGCACUGAAUAUAAUAUAAAAAUAUACAUAAAGUAUGCCAUUUAAGGAAAAAGGUUGGGAAGCACUGACAUAACAGACUGUAAUCUCAUAAAAUCAUACUAGCAGAUUGGGAUAGAAUAUGUUGAAUACAUACAUUCUCACAAGAGGGAAAGUACUCAGAUCCUUUAAAGUUCCAAUGUGUAACAUUUAGGAUGAUCUAUUGUCAGAAAUGGAAUAUAAUAUUCAUAGAUACUGUAUGUUUUCAUUAGUGUAAUCACCUGAAUAUAAGAAUCGCUUUUGUUUCUUUAGAAUGAGCUGUUUUUAUCUUCAAAAAAACCUUUACAAAGUCUGCCAUGUUGAAGACUGGUUUAACUUUCACGCUACGCUACCUGGAUUGGGAGCCCAGAGCACUGGGGCAGCGUUGGUGUUUAACGUUACAUCUCUGGUACAGGACCUUCGGACAACCGGAACCGCCUCAAUCUCCCUGUCCAUUAGCAGCAGUUAGCUUUUAGCUAAUAGAUAGAAGUAAAUGUCUAUCAGCAAACUCUGUAAACUAUGAGAGUUGUGGCAGAAAAGCGCAUGAUGUGAGAGGAAAAACAGAAGAUAUGUAACUAUUGUAACUAUAACGGCCUCAGCAAAAAAAAGGCAUUUUGAGAGUUUAUGAUCGCUCCAAAUCUGACAAUAAUUUCCUGCCCUCCAUCUACAGUUCAGUGCAAGAACACAGUGACGUGACGUUAUGUGCAACAAUGCUUUGUCCAGGUAUGUGACAGUGUAGUUAAGAUUAGCUAUUUUGUGUUCAUACCAACACCUCCGAUGCUGUUGAUUACCUGGUUGUUUACAUUCUCUGGUUUAGUUAAGAUAGUGAGAACUCUAUCCUUCAAUAUCUAGUGCAGUAUAAACAACCAUCUAAGAAUCUGGAACUGGUAACAUUGCUGAUUGCUUUCAAAUAAGACCAACCUGUUUACCUUUGCUUUUAAUUAAUUUUCUUUUAAAGCAAAUGUAUGUUCAUUAUUGUUUUUACUCUGUGUGCUUUUGCUUUCUUGUUUUGGUUGUUUUCAUACAUUUUUUUGCUUUUUUGUAUUCUGUAAAGCACUUGGGUUCACUUGGGUAUGAAAUGUGCUAUAUAAAUAUGUUUGCCUUAUCUUGCUUUGCCUUGAAAAUGAUGCUAUUUUAACAAGAACACAAACGACAGAUAUAAGUAUGUUACACACAAAUUCAAACAAAUUCAAUUUAAAAUAAUUUAUUUGUCCUUAAGGGGGAAUUUAAGGGAAGUAUGCAAACAGAAAAACUAUUAGUCUAUACACAAGGUAAACUGACCAUUUAUAAUAACGUCACAAGUCUUAAGGCUUCCUUCUAUUUGUUUUAGAUAUGUGCAGUCUAAAAUGCAGAUGGCAGCAGCUUUAAAUGUGUUGGGUCGUUGAUAAUCUUAAAUGCUUUUUUAAGGACUUUGAUUAUAAAGCCGUACCCAGGAUUUGGUCUAUUUUGUCCAUUCUGUCAUGUCCAAAAUGACUGACUGUUUUCCAAGGAUAACAGUAGCAGGAGUUUCCAAUUUGUCUCUUGUUCAUGGCAACUAUUUCCCAUAUGUUAGAGGACAAGAUGCCUGAUUUGUUUUACUCUUUUUUUAGCAUUCUGUUAUUUAUGACAGAUGAAGUUCCUCUGCAGGUUCACGUAGGGCUGAUGAUGACCAAACCAAAACCUAUCAAUUUUUGUCAAUUUGAAAUAAAUCAUUGAAUAGCAGCAUUUGACUUCUGUUUUUUUAUCUGCUAAUUUGUAAAGCACUUUGAAUUGCUUAUGUGUAUGACUGAAUAAACCUGCCUUGCCUAAUAGAGGGAAUUGAUGAUUGCGCAACAGUCUGUAGCAUGCUUAAAGGAAAUGAAGAGCAUAGCAGUUCAAAUGCAUAUAUUCUAUUAUUUUUAUGAUAAUAAGGGGCAAAUAAAUAAUCAGUAUCUCUUGAUUGGUUGAUUCUUUCAGUCUUUUAUUGACCUUUAAAGGUUCCUAGAGAAACAGUAUUCAUAAUUCUAUCGAACAAUUGUGAAUUGUGAAUUAAAAAUGUUCUUUGACACUUUACUUCCUUGUGCCAGCACCUGUCAGAGUGGGAAAUGCCUGGAGGAUGGCAUCUGAUGCAUUAAAAACAUUCUUUCAAGUUCCUGUUUUAAAACAGGUUUCCUGCCUGCCCUGUAUCUAGCACCUCCCAAAUUGCAUGUCAGAGAUUAAGAACGUUCCUGCACAUCCCUUGAGUGCUUUGUUACCCUUUCAAGAUGCAGAAGCGUCUGCUCUGCAGCCUCCUCUCGGCUCUGAUCAUGUUGAUUGGAGUCCCUGCUAGUGUGGAUGGAUGUGACUACACAAUUUGUGGGGCCCACGCUCCUGGGGACAUUGUGAUUGGUAUACUGUUGCCGUGUCAUCAGAAAGUGAAGAAUCUUCAUGAACGGAUCAGACCUGAGAGCUUCCACUGCUCAGAUUUCGAUCUACAAUCAUUUAUGAUAUCCCUGGCUGCAAUCCACGAAAUUGAGGAGAUAAAUGCAGCUGGCUUCCUCCCAGGAGUGCGCCUUGGGUAUUUGAUGUGUGACACAUGCUCGUAUGCAAGCAAAGCGUUGCAGAAUGUGGAGCACAUGCUCGCAGUCAACAACUCUCUAAAUGUGAAGUGGGACUACAGCGACUUCAGGCCGAUAGUCAAGAUUUUCUUAGGAUCACUGUACUCUGAGGUGUCCAUUGCUGUGGCCAGACUGCUGACUGUGUACAUGGUCCCUCUAGUAAGUCAUAAAUACUGUACAUGUUACUGCCAAGUACUUGUUGUUAACUAAGUGUACCAAGAUUCAAAGAUGUACUCCUUCAUUUUUCAAAACAUAGUCUGCUGGGUGAAAAUUAUGGGAUUUUAGAUUACCUUUCUAGGGGUGUACCUUCACAGUAGUGAUUCUCAAAUUUAAAGGUCUAGUGUGUAGG
This is a messenger RNA of Morone saxatilis (striped sea-bass), 2970 nucleotides long. RefSeq names its product G-protein coupled receptor family C group 6 member A-like. Gene Ontology annotation, biological process: G protein-coupled receptor signaling pathway. NCBI's taxonomy places the organism in Eukaryota, Metazoa, Chordata, Actinopteri, Moronidae. Gene Ontology annotation, molecular function: G protein-coupled receptor activity. Bases 2289 to 2831 code for a protein of 180 amino acids. The record is from RefSeq and is a predicted model, not a curated record. The transcript is spliced from 2 exons. Gene Ontology annotation, cellular component: membrane.